Cheilinus undulatus (humphead wrasse) is the source of this 5981-nucleotide messenger RNA. It is a transcript of the gene znf532, whose product is annotated as zinc finger protein 532. NCBI's taxonomy places the organism in Eukaryota, Metazoa, Chordata, Actinopteri, Labriformes, Labridae. The record is from RefSeq and is a predicted model, not a curated record. The transcript is spliced from 9 exons. The coding region runs from base 525 to 4442 and encodes 1305 amino acids.
CGGCCACUGGCUGCCAAAGCACAGGCACAGGCACAGAUCCUGCUGCUGCUCGCUGCAUGUCGGUGUGCUACGCAGCUCGGAUCAUAGCGAGGGGGGCAGGGAGAUUUAGGAAGGGACGAGGACAGGGGGACGUGGCUGGCUGGGAGUCUGUGAAUCUGCAGCCUGCCUCACAUACACACGCACUCUCACACACAUAUAGAGGAGUAUGAUCUAUCUGUCUGUUUGUAUGUCAGUGUGCCGGUGGUGGUGGUGCAGGGAAUGACUAAGGAGAAUCCUCACCAGGACCAGCAAUCACCAGAUCCCUGGAUGUAACCUGACCCUGAGCUUUGGGCCUUCGCCUGGUUGGGAAGAAACAGGACUGUUUUUUUUCCAGGCAGGGUGGGGUUGAUGGCUUUUUGUGGGUUAGUAGUGUUGUGACUGUGUUUGUUGCAGGAUGAAAGGAAGGAAGGACAGAAGGUUUGGCUAGUGGCUGGAGAGGGACGGAGGCAAGAGGGUGAUCUCCUCAUCAAAAUUGCAUAAAGACCAUGGGAGAUAUGAAGACGCCAGAUUUCGAUGACCUGCUGGCGGCCUUCGACAUCCCUGACAUGGUGGAUCCUAAGGUCGCUAUUGAAUCUGGUCACCACAACGACCAUGACGGACAGCUAAAGCAAUCUACUGGUGGGGUGCCUACAAACGUUGAUGAGGUGCCAAACCCUUCAGCAGGACACGACAUAGGCGUUAGUGUCAUUGUCAAGAACACCCGCAACACAGACACCGGUGAUCACGAUGGAACCAUAUCUAAAAAAGAAGAACAUUUGCACAGUCAAUCCCAAUCCCAUCCUGCUGGUGUUGGUAAUGGACUUCAAAAUGGCCUCCUGUCUACAAUCCCACCUGGUAACCAUCAAAAUAAGAAUGGAUGGAAGGCUUCCAAAGAGGAAGGACAGCCUGUUAACCAACAAUUACCUGCUUACAACCAGUUUAGCCCAAUCUCCAGUGCUGAGGAGUUUGAGGAUGAUGAUAAAAUAGAAGUAGAUGACCCCGUGGACAAGCAGGGAGGUCAGCAGUAUGCUAGGUCCAAUACUGCGAUAGAGGAGCAGAAUUCAGGUUCUCCUGUAUACGUGGAUAAUGUUAAACAAAGCGUAAACAGAGACUUAAUACGUGAAAACAACAAGAAUAAAAGCGGAAAACUUGGCGGUACAAGGUCUAGUGAACUCAUUACAUCCAGUUUACCUAAGGAAGGUCUUAAAGACACUACCCGUAAAUCAAAAGAUCAGGAGGUUGGAGAACAAUCGGAACAAAUCAAUGUAUCCUCUAUGCCUCAAGUCAAGGCCAAGUCCUCUACAAAACUUUCCUCUUGUAUAGCAGCCAUUGCAGCCUUAAGUGCCAAAAAGGCUAGCACUGCAGAUCAAGGUUUAUUGAAUACUCCCACAGCAAAGAAAGAAUCUACAGAAGCCCACGAUAAUCCCCCAACUCUGGAAAAGACACAAGAGCCAGAGUCAGCACUAGAGUUCGCAAAGAGGCUGUUAACAAGACAACCAGAAAGCCCCUCCAGUGUCACCAGUGAGGGAAGCAGCAAAGGAUCACUAGACUCCAGCACAGACACCACUCCAGUAAUCCCAAAAGUCAGGAUAAAAACAAUCAAGACCUCAUCUGGCCAGAUCAAGCGUACUGUUACUAGAGUUCUACCAGAGUUUGAUAUAGAGGGUUUCAAAAAAGGGGAGAAUAGCCCAUCUAUCAUAGCAACGACCAGUGCAAUUUUUUCAUCUUCCACGAGACCCACUCUUCCAACUACAGUAGUUGCCACAACUGGAGGACCUGCAAUGGAAAUAACCAAGCAAAUGACUAUUAAACCUGUGGCGACAGCUUUCCUGCCUGUCUCAGCAGUAAAAACAGCUGGGUCCCAAGUCAUCAACUUGAAGCUAGCCAACAACACCACAGUAAAAGCGACAGUCAUACCUGCUGCAUCAGUGCAAAGUGCCAGCAGUGCCAUCUUGAAAGCUGCUAAUGCCAUUCAGCAACAGACCGUCAUGGUACCUGCCUCCAGUCUGGCUAAUGCCAAACUUGUGCCAAAGACGGUUCAUCUUAGUCAUCUCAAUCUUCUCCCUCAGACUGUAUCUACUGCUGUCUGUGAUCUCCAACAAGUCCUGUCCUCCUCCAAACACCCACAGAAUCAACAAGUCAAACAGCAGACAAUUCUUGCUGGCCGCACCUCCAAAAGAGUUUCCAAGGUUCAAGUGUUUGCUAGCUCUCAGAGCUCUGUAGUGGAUGCCUUCAACAAAGUCCUGAGUAGCAUAAACCCUGUGCCUGUGUACGUUCCAAACCUCUCUCCACCAACCUCAGCUUGUAUCUCCCUACCCUCGCGUGGCUACAAGUGCCUGGAGUGUGGUGACUCAUUUGCCCUUGAGAAGAGCCUGACACAGCACUAUGAACGUCGCAGUGUAAGAAUAGAGGUCACCUGCAACCACUGUGCCAAAAGUCUUGUGUUCUACAACAAGUGCAGCCUACUGUCUCAUGCCAGAGGCCACAAGGACAAAGGGGUAGUCAUGCAGUGCUCACAUCUGAUCCUAAAACCUAUCCCUGCAGAUCAGAUGAUAACAACAUCCACCCUGUCAGAGCCCCCAAAUAUCACAAGCACUGUCUCCAUCUCCCAAGCUCAAGCAUCUACAAAUCAAGUCCUUGGGAAAGUUGCAGGUGGUGGGUCCCAUAGUACAGUGAUAUCAGCUCCAAGCAAUGCUCCUCAAGUGGCAGCCAUGCCCUUAGAUGAUGCAUCAAAGCUCUGCAGGCACAAUCUCAAGUGCUUGGAGUGUAACGAAACGUUCCAGGAUGAUAGCUCACUGGCCAUGCACUACCAGAAGGCACCAGAGUCCAACAGUCAGAAAACUUGCACCAUCUGCCAAAUGCUUCUCCCAAAUCAGUGCAGCUUUUUGUCACACCAGAGAAUCCACCAGCACAAGUCUCCCUACAUCUGCCCUGAGUGUGGCACCAGCUGCCGUUCUGUCCAUUUCCAGUCACACGUCACCAAGAACUGCCUCCAUUACACUCGUAGAGUCGGAUACCGCUGCGUCCACUGUAGUGUGAUCUUCGCUGAUGUUGCAGCUGUUAAAUCCCACAUUCAGAGUAGUCACUGUGAGAUCUUCUAUAAAUGCUCGCUCUGCCCCAUGGCAUUCAAGACUGCACCUGGGACGCACUCUCAUGCAUUCACACAACAUCCGGGGAUGAAGGCAGGAGAGCCGAAGGUGAUCUAUAAGUGCUCCAUGUGUGAUACGGUGUUCACUUUGCAGUCCCUGCUCUACACACACUUUGACCAACAUGUUGUCAAUCAUAAAGUGUCAGUGUUUAAAUGUCCUGACUGCUCCAUGCAUUACGCACAGAAACAGCUCAUGUUGGACCACAUAAAGACCAUCCAUGGAACCUUAAAGACCAUCGAGGGUCCACCAAACUUGGGCAUCAACCUCCCUCUAAGCACCAAGCCCACCAACUCCAACUGUACCAACAGCCCCAGUAAUAACAAUAACAACAAAGAUGGAGGAAAUGUCAUUGGUCAAGAAAAGGGAGAGAAAAAGACUUCCCCUCAAAAGAAAACAAAAACCAACUCCUCAGCUGACCUCAAAAACUCAACAGACUCAGGAUACACAUGCGGAGAAUGCAACAACCAGUUCAGCUCCAGGGAGGUUUUUGUUGCUCACAUGAGGCGCGAACAUGGCAAGAUACUGAAGAAACACCCUUGUCGUCAGUGUGAGAAGUCCUUCAGCUCCUCUCACAGUCUAUGCCGACACAAUCGUCUCAAACACAAGGGGCAAAGAAAAAUCUACACAUGCCCACACUGUCCAGCUCUAAGCCAGCCAUUCACAAAGAGAGUGCUGCUGGAUCAGCACAUUCAGCUGAUGCAUGAAGUCAAAGACCCUGAGGGGAAGACUGUCAAUACUGGUGAUAAGGAGGCUUUACCUGAAAAAGAAAAGACCCUAAGCCCAAAAAGAAAACCAGAAGAAGACGAGGGGCCUCCUGGAGUAAACUGCAGGGGCUCUGAUUCUCAGCCGUUAAAGAGGCUCAAAGUUAACAUAAUCAAAAUCCACAAAUGUGCUGUUUGUGGAUUUGCCAGCGAGGACAUCACAGCGUUCCAUGAGCACAUUCCCCAGCACAAGUCUGAUGGCUCGUCCUACCAGUGUCGGGAGUGCGGCCUGUGCUACACCUCCCCCCGCUCGCUGGCCAGACACCUCUUCAUCGUCCAUCGGCUGAAGGAGCCACAGGGUCUCGCUCGAUACAACGGGCGAGGCAAAGAUGAUGACGAGAGUCAGAGAGAGAACCAGCUGGACGUUACGGAUGAGAACAAUGACGGGACACCAAAUACCAAAUGCAAAGUUUGUGGGAAGAAGUUUGAAACGGAGGGAAACCUUAACACUCACAUGAGGACACAUGGGAUGGCGUUCAUAAAGUCAAAGAGACUGAGCGCGGCUGAGAAGUGAGAGGAACAAACCAUUCCACCUGCAGCAAAACUAUCUUUACUGUAAAAGUUUAAAACUUGUCCACAGUCAACCGACAAUAUCAUCAUGACACGUGGUUGUGCUGCAUAUACAUGAUGUACAGUACAAUAAAGGUACUACUGUCUGUAUAUGGUAUAAACAGAAAUAUGUAAUAUAUGUCAAAGUCACUUUAUGUGUCUUAAAGAUAGCUUUUUUGUACACAUAGAUGUUUCUAUAGGCCGUGAAUAGAUCAUUUUUUUAUAGAGGAGCUUUUUUAUUUUUAACAGAUUCCAUCAUUGUUUACUCAUUACAACUACAUAAAAUACAAACAUAUUUUCUUGUGGGAUUAAUCCUCAUAAGAUCAGCAGUGUUCUGAAUCUUCAAGCUGCUAAUGUCCAAUGAAUGUCUGAAAGAAAACACAAAGAGAUGUUUAACAUGGCGCACACAACCUCAAACUACAAAAAUUAAGAUUUAUUACAGUUUAUUUUUUAACAAAUACCUCCCCCUGAGAGCCCAUUGGCUUCAAAAUAGACCCUAGCUUUAGUCUCCAUUCAACAUCCUGUAAUAAAAGAUUAAAAUAAAACUGCAGAAUUAACUUUGGACUUCAAUCCCAUGAAAUUUUUCAUGAUUUCAGACAACCAGUCUCAUGCUAAAUAGACUACCUACAGCUACAUCUCCAGAUGAUCUCAUCAGAUUUGACCGGAUGUAAUUUACUAAAUGUAUACAUAACAAAAAAAAAUCAGAAAUCGAAUGAACUUAAAGUGUUUAGGCUUUGUGGGUGAUUAUGCCAAACAUUCUACAAUAGUAACGUGCAUUUUUAAAAAUAAAUUUGGGGGCCAAAAAAGUAUUUUUAAGAUAUAUUUUUUGAAGGAUUGUCAAACUUUUUAAUAUUUAAUUUCUGUCUUAAUAUAUACGACAUGGCAGCUCUUUUGGGUUACAAACCACUUAAAAAGUGUUUAUUUACCUUUAUAUUUCAGAGAGAAAGAUGCAAAGCACUUACCUUUUAUUUACUUUAAUUUACAGUCUGGUUCAUCUGUCCUUACAGCACAACAAAAUAAGCUGUAUCAGCCUGUAAUUGUCAACAUUUCUUCAUCAUGAGGUUCUUUGGUUUGUGUGAAAUAAAUGAAUGUUCAUGACAGGAAUAACACUGGGAAAAAAAAACUUCUGUGAAUGAAUGUAAACUUGGCUGUAAAACUGACUUAUUCAUACAGGACAACCAGUUGAAAUCAUCUAACAAAACUAGGGGCUCAAAGUUGGGAGAAUCUAAAGAUUGUUUUCCACAGCUUUAUUUGUUAAGCAUUCCUACAAAACAUCGUUGAGUUUUGCAGCUAUUUUUUAUACUCUAACAAUAACACCUAAAUGGUUUUGCGCUGUAAAACUGCAUGUGAGAAGCAGUCUGUGAACUAUCUGUUGGUUAGAAUGUGUUUUGCUGCUGCUGCUGCUGUUUUUAGACAUUUCUGAUGCUGUUGUAAAAAGCUGUUCUUUAUGUCUAAAAAAUAAAAUCAGCUGGGAGAGGAUGUCAUGUCUCCAUGAGACGCACAC